Molecule: messenger RNA, 5231 nt
Organism: Morone saxatilis (striped sea-bass)
Lineage: Eukaryota; Metazoa; Chordata; Actinopteri; Moronidae
Product: receptor-type tyrosine-protein phosphatase gamma-like
Biological process (GO): protein dephosphorylation
Molecular function (GO): protein tyrosine phosphatase activity
Source: RefSeq, a predicted model, not a curated record
GCUGGGAGCAGUGUCAGCCGGCAUGCUGUGUGCCCUCACCACCCUGUCUCAGCAGUUGGAGAGCGAGGGCGCCGUCGAUGUCUAUCAAGUGGCCAAGAUGAUCAACCUCAUGAGGCCAGGGGUCUUCACAGACAUUGACCAGUACCAGUACCUAUACAAAGCUCUGCUCAGCCUCGUCAGCACCAAGGGCAGCGGCUCCCGUCUUCUGGCCAGGGACAUUAACGGGACCAUGGCGUCCAUGUCCGACCAGUCUGACCAGGCAGAGAGCAUGGAGUCGCUGGUUUGAGAGAGGCCCUGUGGGGGGCCUGGGGCUGAGCUGAGGGCAUCCUAUGGGUCCAAGCACCCUGCGAGGUCCCUGAGCCCACAAAGGAGGCACUUAACUUUGUAAAACGUCAAGGAACUAUUGUGGACAAGACUUUUUGAGGCCUUUUUUGCCAGACUCUUGGUUAAAAUGAAUAACCUGAUUACUUUUUUACACUGAUAAAAAGUUUUUGAUAUUUAUUUUUUUCGCCAUUUUAUGUCUUAAUGUUCUCCUACUGAAGGGUUUGCACCUGCAUUUUUAAGUUUCACGACGGCGUCGGUAGGCAACGAGAAACACUUUUCUGUCUUUUCUUGUUUGCACUAUAUAAUGACAGUGUUACUGCCUAUACUAAAGCUGACCCACUUGGCUUUUCUCUACUCGAGCUCAGAUUUUUUUGACAUUCCACGGCUUUGGCCCUUAUUAAACCCACUGCUUCUGUGAAGGAUAUUGUUCUGCCCUCCACCUACCAGUUGAUUUAGGACAGUGGACAGAGGAAGGCACGGACUCUCCGCCUCAGUAACAAAAAGCUGUUUGACUUCAGCUCAGCGUGACCUCCUCUGCCCCACUCAUCUAUAGUACUCAUAUUACCACUCAUUUAUCACAACAACCGAGAUCUUGGAGCAUAUUGCCACUGACAAGUAGCGCUUGUUUUCUAAAAUAAAUUUCCUCUUCACUUUUUUCUUUUUUUGCCUUGUUUUUUGUCACUCUCCCUCUUAUUAGCGAGUCACACCCAUGUUAGAAUACCUAAGGUGGUGUAACAACUGCUACUGUGAAAUUUUAUUAUUGUUUCUUUGUAUAAUUCAUAUUAUGCUUUUUAAUAUAUGGAAAUACUGUAUGUAUACAUAUAUAAAUAUAUCCUUAUCAUAAUAACUUUGUGAUUUUUGUACCUGUCCUUUGUGGCCUCCCGCCUCUGGCUGGUCGAUUUCCACUGCGUCCUAUAGUUUACCACUCCAGUACUCUCAGCUGAUUCCCAGCCACCUAGAAGCGGACUCCCUCAGUCCUCUACGUUCUUGUAUGCUGCUAUGUCAUCUGAACUCACACACAAAUACACACAUACAGAGGCCACCAGUAGGGGGUGAUUUUACAUUUGCAACAUAUGACGAACUACAACAGAUGAUGCAACAACAUGACAUUCCCCAUCUUUCUGAAAUAAAGGUUUUUUUUCUGUCAUAAAUUCAUCCUGACAGACAAGCACGGAUUGAGAACACAGAGGCCGAUGUGUCAGGCCCUCAUUUACUCACAUGCACCUGUGUGUGUUAUUACAGGGUUGAAUCAGUCUGAUCUGCCGGGGAACAGCAGACUCAAAAAUAAGCUCUAUGCAACAAGUUGGUUAGGUUCUGGAAAUCUGAAACAGGGUUUGAAACAGUCUUUGGGUUCUUAGUGUUAGUCUAGUUGAGAUUUGACUGGUGACAGUGGGUUUAGAUUUGUUUCAUGUUUUGAUCUAGUAAUUGUAUUUGAUUUGAGUAAAAACUGCUAAAAAACCCUCUUUGUCUACUUUAGAGUUAGGUGCUUUACAUGAUACACAGUACAUUUUUGAUGAUGAUAUAAGAAUGGAGAAUCAAACAUAAAAUAUUUUUUGUUAUGAUAUCUCUUCUGAAAUCUGUUAUUUUAUUUUUUGAUGAAUGUGACCUCUGUAGAGCUGGAGUGUGUUAAGAAACAGGCUUUUUAAUACCACUUAUCAAUUCCUGACUUCGUUCACUCAAAUUUGGAACUGGUAAUCUUCCAUCUACACUGCCUGUACCAACAAAAUGGGAGUGUCCUGGGUUUCUCCUUACUCCUGGGAAAUUUAAUUUAAAUAAUUGUCAUACAGUUUUUCAUAAAAGUUUCACCCAAGUUCCGAGAUCAUGUGUGAAACACAAUCUACACACAGUCCACACACACACUACAUACAACUUAACCCAUCUGUCACAACAACCUGAUUUAAAUGAGGCAGAGGUGCCAGCUAAGGUUCCGUUAAAAUUGUUAAAAAAUCUAAAUACACUAAAUACACAAGCAGUUUUCUGCUUAAAUUUCCUAUCUGCUAGAUUGGCAAUAUGGCCCCGUUAGAAAGCCAAUGUCAAAGUUGAAAGAUCAUUAUUAUUAUAGUAUUUGUCUUAUUGUCGACAAAUUUGAUGAAAUGACCAAAACAAAGAAGGUGUUAGUAUGUCUCUUAAGACAGAUUUCUCUAGCAUGUUACCACUCAGCCUCAAGGCCAUUGGCUCCUACUCAAGAAAUGAACCUUUAAAAUUUGUUUUAUUUGAAGAAAGCACACAGUUAUUUCCAAAAACAAAACAAAUGUUACUCAAAUGUGAGAAAAAAAUGUUGGGGACUAUUUUAAGCUGCGGAUAAUUACACAUUGAGACAUAUCAGGGUUUGGCUACACAUCAUCAAUCAUCAAUUCAUUGUUGGUUUUGGUCUUUUCUUUGGAUUUGUUGACAACAAUGGCAAAACUUUUGGUGCGUAGGAGAAGACCAAUACGAAACAAAAGACUCCAGCACACUGUCCUCUUCAUCAUAACAGCAUUUCAUUGCACAGACUUUCAUCAAGCUGUGUUUUUCCUGAUCUGCAACAAUAAAACAUUUAUAGAAUAUUGUCAGCCUUAUCCUUUUAAUUAUAACUUAAAUUGGCAGUUGUCGCCAAAUUACACACCACUAAUUGACCACAUGGCCUGACAAUCUGUUGCUCUUCCGAUUAAACCAGGCAUAAACACACAGAAACAUUAAUUUAAGCUUACAGGUGGUUUUAUCUCCAGUUUCUAGACAAAAGCAUUCGCCAUGUCAAUAAAAUCCUUGGCUUUGACCAGAGAUUUUACAGACCUAAGGGGCUAAUUUCAGUAUGUCACAAACUGGAAAGCUAGUACUCAAACAAUUUGUGUCCACUGUGUAUUAACGUGAUUGACAAACAAGACAAACCAAAAGAGGUGGAGGCCUGUUCAAGAUCCGUGCUCGUUGACAGAGGUGUGAUCACCCUUUCCAACCUUCCAAGGCCUUGUGUACAUAGUUUACGUUUUUCACUCUCUUUUCUCCCGAAAUUUAUUUUUUUGUGGUUUUGUGGUCUACAAGCAAAGAGCUGUCUGAAAUGUUUCCUGUUUUAGCUGCAGUGACCCCUCACACCAGACACACACACAACACACACACACACAACACCACAACACACACACACACACACUUAUAUACUUAGAUAUCUCUUUGACAUAAGGAUGUUCUCAUUUAGUCGCUGACUUUGAUAUUCUGUACCUCUGUGAUCAAUGGCGUGAAACGAACACUUGUAGUUUUGCAUUUUGAAUGAUAAUGUGAAAGCAUUCUUUUUUUCACACAGCACAAAACAGAUGUGUUCGAGUGCGAGGGGGACAAAUGUAUUUUGAUUUUUAAAAAACUUUUACCAAAGACUUGAAUCUUUCCCAUGCAGAAAAUAUAUUGGGUGAGCUUUUCUCUCCCUCUCUUUUGAUGAUUUAUCUCUCCUGACUGGAUGCCCAACCCUCCUCUCCCCCCCUUACAAUAUAUCUGUAUUUUUAUCAGUGUCCUUACAAAAGUCUCACCUCAGUAUCUGGUAUCUGUUUGUUUUAAAUUCAGCCAAGUCCUUACUUGCAGUCAUUGUUAUACACCGUCAUUUGGGAUAAAGAGAUGCAUCAAAAGAUAAACUGAGCAGACAGAAUGGCAUUAAAGAUUCAAAACAUUUCUAUUUCUGUUUCUCUGGGAGUGUUAUCUCCAUCUUUUCCACCUUGUAGGGAGAAAUCCACCAUUUUUUUUUCUGUUUUGGGGGCAUUUAUUUAUUUUUUUGUUGAAGACACACUUUGUCUAAGUGCCAGGUCACACCAGAAAGUGGAAUCUUUGAAAAAAGCUACUGCUACCUUAACUUCUAACAUGCUAGCUACCUGACAACGUGCUAGUGCUAGUCAGUCAAAGGAGCUUGCCAUACUAGUUAGCUUGCUACGUCACUAACAGGACAAUUGAGUUAAUUUAGUUAACAAGCUAAUUCAAGGAAAUACUAUACUAUACUACCAAUAUCCACAUCUAUUAUGACUGAAUGCAGGCCAUCAUGCAUCUCUUUUGUGGAACAGGAUGAUAUCAAAUGGAAUUGUGUUAAUAUGAUAGCUGCCUCCAUUUUGAACUUGGGAUCUCCAAUCCCUCAAAGUUUUGCACUAUCAAGACUUAACAGCAUGAAUUCGCAUGUUCUGCGAAAUGUACUGAUUUCUGAAAUGCUGCUGUUAUAUAUGCUGGUGUGACCAGGUCCUUACAAUGGUCACUCUACCAUUUUCCCCAUUUUCAGGUGAUUCUGAUCUUUGCGAUCAUCCAGAAUGAAAAGUGUUUUGUGUUGCCUUUGAAGGGCACACACAGCUGUACUGUCAAUAAGAAAUGUACAUAUAUUUUGUUGCCUCUGUAACCCAGCCCUUCUCUGGAAACUGUGUAUGUAUUGAUCGUUUCAGAGGAAAUGUUUUCAUGAGACUUUGAAAUUCUAUCAUUUUUUAAUUUCUCGAUGAUUUUGUAAAUCAAGCUUAAUUUUUUUACAUUUCUUGGCCUUGCAUAUACCACAAAUCUCUUACAAGGUUUCCAGUCUGAUAAUCACAAGUACUUUCAGUCAGUUUUCUCUCAAUUUGAACUCACGGCAUCGCUAUUUGUGGUGGAUCGUGUGGAAGCCAGGUGCCUGUGCGUCCAGGUUGUAGUCACUAUUGCAUUCCAGUUUCCAGCCUCACGCCCUCCAUUAUUGUUCAGGCAGUGAUUGUGAUAUUACAAUGUAAACCCUCUUCUUUUGAUUAAUUUGGCUUUUGGUAUUCAUCCUCUGGAGGCUAUGAUUCUGUUGUCAGACGUGAACAAUAGAAUAGCUCUCCUGUAAGUCACUUGAUAAUUAUCAUAUUAUAUUAUUGACCCGUUUUGGAAAGGUGGCUGCUCGCUCCUCUUUUGUAACAUGAAUAAAGAUGGAUUUCUUUUUUUUCUUUUUGUUAAAAGCUAUA